AUGUAUUUAAUGAUCACUAUCAUAGUUCACAGUUGGUGUUUUAUUCAGCAGGUUUUCCUUGCUAGACUCUUUAGACUACACUUUUCUCAGCAGCAAAGGGAUCUUGUGCAACAGUUACAAAUGAAGGAGGAACUGGCAUCAUUCUGGAACCUUUCUGUCACAGUGCUACGAGGACAGUUCGAGCAUACUUAUGACAACUGUUCAGACCCUGACCUCUAUGUGACCCUGAAACUGCCCACUGUCUCAGAUUGCUGUACUGUAAGAACCAAGACUAUCAAUGACUGCAAGACACCUGAGUGGAACGAGACCUUCCACUUCCAUGUCUGCAGCCUAGUCGAGAACAUUAUGGAGAUAAAGUUGCAUGAUAGUGACUUAGUGGUGGAUGAGAAAUGUGCCGAAAUUAAGUUCGACAUCAGCACCCUUAAACUGGGUCAGAAGGAGACCAAGGAGUUCAUCACAGAUGACAAGUUAAUGGACAAACUGUGGCUGGAAUUUGAGAUAACAGAGAGGUUGGUCAGUAAGGUAUGUUUUGUCUGGUGUGUGUAUGGUUCUGUGUGUAGCUCUGAGAAGGACAUAAAGGUACGUCUAGAUUUUGACAUACCAGCAGAGGAAAAGGAGUUUCUAGUGAAGAGGAGGGAGGUGGUGUCUCGUGCACUGCAGACAUUUCUAAACCUUGACACUCCUCUAGAUCCCACCAAGGUGCCGAUAGUGGCGGUGGUGUGUUCAGGAGGCGGCUCCAGGGCCAUGACAGGCACAUACGGCUCUCUGAAAGGACUGCAGAGCCUCGGCCUGCUCGAUGUCAUCACCUACAUCACCUCUGUGUCUGGCUCCACCUGGACCGCUGCUAGUCUCUACUCUGACCAAUUUUGGUCAAAGGACGAAGGCCUGGAUAAAGCGAUAGCGUCUGCAAAGGAGGAGCUGUCUAAGUCCGUAGUCAGUCUCUUCUCUUUUGGAAGUCUUUGUCAUUAUGCCAGUGAACUGCAGAAGAGAAAGAAAGAAGGCCAUCAAUUCUCAUUCAUCGAUCUCUGGGGACUCGUUAUAGAACGGAUUGUCUUUGGAGAGAAACCAACAGGUACACUGUCUGACCAAAAGAUGGCAGUCUCUGAUAGUCAGAACCCGCUGCCAAUCUACACAUCAGUGAACAUGAAGGAGGGAGCCUGUGGCUUACAGCCUGAGUGGUGUGAGUUUACCCCAUUCGAGGUGGGGUUCUCCAAAUAUGGAGCUUUUGUCAAUGCAAAAAAUUUUGGGAGUGAGUUCCAUAUAGGUCAUGUGAUGAAGAAUCUACCACAAACGCGCAUCCCCUUCCUCCUGGGGAUAUGGAGCAGUGUUUUCUCUGCCAACCUGAUACAGCUCUGGAAAAAUUAUGUUGGAGAUAUACCUCAAGAAAUUUUGCAAUGGCUGGGAGACAAUGUUGACAUACUUGAGACAGAUCAAAUUUCGGAGAACUUGGAUACUGUGCGGAUCAAUCCAGAGUCUUCAGGGUUGCUAGAUCUAUUGCAUUUUCGCCCCUUUGUCAGCACUGUGCAUAAUUUCCUAAAAGGAUUCUCCCUUCACAACCUGUACAAAGAAAACCCAAGAUUCAACACCACUAAUGAAUUACACCCAGAUGCAUUUCCAAACCAGCUCACCCCUGCGGACUCCACUCUAGGCUUGGUGGAUUCGGGAUUUGCCAUUAACACAGGAUUCCCUCCUGUGCUAAGGCCCCACAGACAUGCUGAUGUUAUUCUGUGCCUCGAAAAUAGUUGGGUUGACGAUCGUUUAACGACCCUGAAGGAGACUCAGCAAUACUGCAGUGACCACAAGUUACCAUUCCCAAACAUAGAUAUCACAAAGUACGAAUCUGAGCCAACCAGGGAAGUGUAUGUGUUUGAAGAUGAGGAUAAUCCUGAUGCUCCUAUUGUGAUCUGUUUUCCACUGGCUAACGUCUCCUUCAAAGAGUAUAAAGCACCAGGAGUAAAGAGAGGAGACGAUGAGCUUAAUGAAGGAAAUAUUGAUGUGAGCACCAAAGACUCUCCAUACAGAACCAUUCACCUCACAUAUAAGCCAGAAGACUUUCAAAAACUGGUGGACCUCACCUCCUACAACAUUGUGAACAACGAGGAAGUUAUCAGAAAUACACUGCAAAAAGCUUUGAACAACAACAAAAAAAAGUUAAAUUCAAAGAAAUGCAUAUUAGCAUAA
Molecule: messenger RNA, 2181 nt
Organism: Clarias gariepinus (North African catfish)
Lineage: Eukaryota; Metazoa; Chordata; Actinopteri; Siluriformes; Clariidae
Product: cytosolic phospholipase A2 zeta-like
Exons: 16
Coding region: 1-2181 (726 amino acids)
Biological process (GO): glycerophospholipid catabolic process
Cellular component (GO): cytosol
Molecular function (GO): calcium-dependent phospholipid binding; calcium ion binding
Source: RefSeq, a predicted model, not a curated record